GAUUAUAUUCCCAAAGAGCGCACAGCCUCAUCAUUACUUUUCAACUGAUCUUGAAGAGCGUUUCUCAAGUGGGUGCUGCUGAAAACCCCAAAACUAUUUCAGCCAUGAAUUUCCUGGUGGCUUUUGUCGUGCUUGGCGUGGUGUGCUGCAGUGUAAGCGCUAAAGAAUCUAAACCAAAAGUGCAGAUCUACACCAGAAAUCCAGGUGUGUACGGGCAGGAGAAUGUUCUCAUCUGCUAUGUCAGUGAUUUCCACCCUCCCAAUGUUAAAGUUCAGCUGUACAAAAAUGACGUGAAAAUUCCCGGAACCAAGACCUCUGACUUGGCCUUCAAGAGGACCUGGGACUUCUUCCUGAUGCAGACCGUCCCUUUCACACCCCAGAAGGGCGACAUUUACUCCUGUGCGGUGGAUCACAGCACCCUUACGGGUCCUUCAAUGUACACAUGGGAGCCUGAUAUGUAAGGAGACCCCUAUUAGUUAAGAAGAAGAUCUUCAAUCUGAUUUUGAUGAACUGCUUGAACUUCACUUUUUCAAAUUAUCAAUAGCUAUCAAUAAUCUGGUCAUUUAUUAUAACUUCUUUCUCUUCUCCAUAAGAUUGGAAUGGCUUCUUUUUUUUAGUACUUUCUUUGUUUUUGCUUGAAAUGUUUUGCGUCUGACAUCUGCACUGCAGAACUACCACCCAAGAGAGCCGAGAUGGUGGGAGCCUGGAGCGCCUCUAGAGGUGAGAGGUGGAAAAGCAGCCAGCUCCAUCCAGCCGGUCUGCACCCUGCCAGUCUGCCAGUCAGGGAAUGAAGAACUGAUUUGUCCAAUCAGAUACCUGACUGUUCAAGUGGGCGGGGCUUGAGUAAUUCCUAGCUAGACAGCUUGAGGUGGCACCGGGGUCCCUGCUGGCCGAGGCUCGUAUUUAUCCACUGGGUAUAAACUUUGCUCGUAGGUGAAAGGAGAGAAUUUCUUGAUUUUUUCUUUAAAAUAAAUUGUGGUAGUAGUUCAGUUAAGAUGAAUAUAUUGUUUUUCAAAGUGAGUCAUUAUAGUUGUUUGAAAGUUCUGAUUGUGGAGGUGCAAAUGCACAAAAACAUUUAAAAACAACCUUUAAAAGAAAUGUUUGACAUAAAAACCUAAGAAAAGAAUAAAAAUACAGCAUAGACCCCCAAGCAAUAUGUUUUUACUGUUUAGUAACUCUGAAUUAUUUCCUCCUUU
Erpetoichthys calabaricus (reedfish) is the source of this 1196-nucleotide messenger RNA. RefSeq names its product beta-2-microglobulin-like. Gene Ontology annotation, biological process: positive regulation of T cell activation; antigen processing and presentation of exogenous peptide antigen via MHC class II; immunoglobulin production involved in immunoglobulin-mediated immune response. Gene Ontology annotation, molecular function: MHC class II protein complex binding. Lineage: Eukaryota; Metazoa; Chordata; Cladistia; Polypteriformes; Polypteridae. The record is from RefSeq and is a predicted model, not a curated record. The transcript is spliced from 4 exons. The coding region runs from base 105 to 461 and encodes 118 amino acids. Gene Ontology annotation, cellular component: MHC class II protein complex.